Acomys russatus (golden spiny mouse) is the source of this 933-nucleotide messenger RNA. Its product is annotated as olfactory receptor 5D18-like. Lineage: Eukaryota; Metazoa; Chordata; Mammalia; Rodentia; Muridae. The transcript has 2 exons. Gene Ontology annotation, molecular function: odorant binding; olfactory receptor activity; G protein-coupled receptor activity. Gene Ontology annotation, biological process: G protein-coupled receptor signaling pathway; sensory perception of smell. The record is from RefSeq and is a predicted model, not a curated record. The annotation marks the transcript as partial. Gene Ontology annotation, cellular component: membrane.
AUGGUGCUGACAUAUGGAAAUAACAGCAGGGCCACCUUCACCCUCUUGGGCUUCUCAGAUUACCCAGAACUGAAAGUCCCCCUCUUCUCAGUGUUUCUCACCAUCUACAGCAUCACUGUGGUAGGGAAUAUUGGCAUGAUCGUCAUAAUCAGAGUGAACCCCAAACUGCACACCCCCAUGUACUUCUUCCUCAGCCACCUCUCCUUUGUGGAUUUCUGCUAUUCCUCCACCAUUGCUCCCAAUUUGCUUGUAAACCUUGUUGAAAAAGACAGAACCAUUUCAUUUAUAGAAUGUAUAAUACAAUACUUUUUCUUUGCUAUCUUUGUAGUAACUGAAUCCAUUUUAUUAGUGGUUAUGGCCUAUGACCGGUUUGUGGCCAUCUGCAGACCACUCCUCUACACAGCAAUCAUGUCCCAUAAACUCUGUGUCAGUCUAGUGACGGGAUCAUAUACAUGAGGACUCACAUGCUCUUUGACAAUGACAUGUUCUGUUGUCCAGUUAUCUUUUGCUGGGUUCAACACGAUUGAUCAUUUCUUCUGUGAGUUCUCCUCACUUAUAGCCCUCUCAUGCUCUGAUACUCUGGGUAACCAAAUACUUCUGUUCUCACUUUCCACUGUGAAUGCUGUUAGCACUCUCUUCAUCAUACUCCUGUCCUAUGUGUUCAUCCUUGUCUCCAUACUCAAGAUUAAAUCAGCCAAGGGGUGCCACAAGGCUUUCUCUGCAUGUGCUUCACACCUGACUACCAUCACCAUCUUCUAUGGCACGGUCCUGUUUCUGUACUCUGUGCCUAACUCAGAGAACUCCCAGAUCACACUCAAAGUGGCCUCUUUGUUUUAUACACUGGUGAUCCCCAUGCUCAACCCUCUGAUUUACAGUCUGAGGAAUAAAGAUGUGAAGGAUACAGUCAGAAAAAUAAUUGCCACCAGGCUUCCC